UUCAAGACUGAAAGAUCUGUCAGUCUGAAGAGCAAUGGGUUAGUAGAACAGACUCUUGGGCUUCAAUUUCUGACAUUUUUAUUUCCACAAGAGCUUUUACUUUAAAGGCUAUUAUUUUGUUACAUCUGCCUUGGAUCUGGACACAUUAGUCUGUCAUAUUUCAGAGCAGCUGCCUAGCCUUGACAGAGGAUUGUGAAGGACUGUUGUGAUAAUAGGACCUAUCUUCACUGUUUGCUUCAGACUUGUGGACGGAUAGACUGAGAAGCAUGUCAAAAGAGGUGAAGACAGAGAGCGUGUCGCUGGAUCCCCUGGGUGCAGCAGCUGCCCCAGAACAGGGGCUGCUGUGCAUUUUUGGGACGGGGGACAUGGGGCGCUCCCUGGGCCAACGUCUGCUCCAGUCUGGAUACAAGGUGGUGUACGGCAGCCGCAGACCACACAGCUGUGGCCCUCUGCCUCAGGGAGCUCAGGUGAUGAGCCAUGCAGCAGCAGCCCAGUCAGCCAGUGUGGUUUUUCUGUGUGUUCACAGAGAGCACUAUGACUUCUUAGAAGAAUUAGCUCUUCAACUCAAGGGGAAGGUGCUGGUGGACGUCAGCAACAACCUGAAGAAGAAUCUCUACCCAGAGGCCAAUGCAGAGUAUCUCCAGAGGCUGGUCCCUGGAGCAUACGUGGUUAAAGCUUUUAACACUUUGUCUGCCUGGGCUCUGCAGAACGGACCCUCGGAUGCCAACAGACAGGUGUUUCUCUGUGGAAACAAUGCAGAGGCCAAGCAGGCUGUAGCUGAGGCAGCAACCAAACUAUGCUUCUCUGUUCUGGAUAGAGGGUCUCUGUCAGCAGCCCGAGAGCUGGAGGACUUCCCCUUGCGUCUGUUCCCUGAGUGGAGGCUGCCGCUACGCAUUGCUGUUGGCCUCACUGCCUUCUUCUUCUUCUAUGUCCUCAUCAGAGAUGUCAUCUAUGCUUAUGUCGACCAAGGGAAAAACAUCUCCUUCAGAAUUAUGGUGUCACUGGCCAACAAGGUGUUCCCCAUUGUGUCCCUCAUCAUGUUGGCUCUGUGUUACCUGCCUGGAGUUAUAGCUGCUUUCCUUCAGCUCUACAGAGGGACCAAAUACAGGCGUUUCCCUGACUGGUUGGAUCGCUGGAUGUUGUGUAGGAAACAACUGGGACUCUUAGCACUGGGCUUUGCAUCACUACAUGUGCUCUACACGCUCCUCAUCCCCAUAAGAUAUUAUGUGAGAUUCAAGAUUGCUGCAAGCACCAUUUCCCAGAUAAAGGAGAACCGGACAUCAGAGUUUGAUCAAACCUUAGCCUGGAGGACUGACUCUUACUUCUCCAUGGGGAUUCUGGGAUUUUGCCUGUUUCUGCUGCUGGGAAUAACCUCUUUCCCUUCAGUCAGCAAUGCUCUCAGCUGGAGAGAGUUCAGCUUCAUACAGUCCAAGCUGGGCUACCUGACACUGUUCUUCUGCACCUUUCACACCUACCUGUAUGGCUGGGACAGGUUCCUCCGUCCGUCUACCUACAAGUGGUACACACCUCCUGGGUACAUGCUGGCUCUGGUUGUGCCGUCUUUGGUGCUGAUAUUUAAGCUUCUUCUCCUCCUACCCUGUGUGGAUCGCACGCUUAUGCGAAUCCGACAGGGCUGGGAGAGGUGUGAUGUAGAGGACAACAGCAAGAAAUCACUGCUAACGUAAGACUUUUACGGGCCUGAAACAAUUGCAUGUACAAAAGAAAUAAAAGCAGAAAUCAUGUAACUGUGAGACAUCCAAAACUGAACAUUAACACAUAUUUUUGAGGUCUGUCUAGUUGAGAAAGUCAAAAAGUCAUCACAUUAUAACUCAGGCAAGUCUUUCUUAAUGUUUUCUACAAUAGCAUCAGAGCACAUUUAAACUACUGUACCAAAUCAUAGACACAUUAAAGCAGCCAUAUCUAAUUGUGCCUUGUAAAGAACAUAGAUGUUCACAUUUUUUUAAUGUGCUGUACUCAUACUUGUCAAUAUAACAGCCUUCAGCUCUGACUUUUACAUCUUCAAGUUUCUCAUCUUUUAUCUACAGUAUCUGGCAGCUUGUGUUUAUUGGAUUUAAAGUGUAUAUUUUUAUGUAAAUUUAUAUUUUUGAUUUCUCUUUUUAAAUAAAACUCAGAACAA
Messenger RNA from Cheilinus undulatus (humphead wrasse), 2137 nucleotides. It is a transcript of the gene steap4, whose product is annotated as STEAP family member 4. NCBI's taxonomy places the organism in Eukaryota, Metazoa, Chordata, Actinopteri, Labriformes, Labridae. The coding region runs from base 267 to 1685 and encodes 472 amino acids. Gene Ontology annotation, biological process: copper ion import. Gene Ontology annotation, cellular component: plasma membrane; endosome. Gene Ontology annotation, molecular function: ferric-chelate reductase (NADPH) activity; cupric reductase (NADH) activity. The record is from RefSeq and is a predicted model, not a curated record. The transcript has 10 exons.